AUGGCCUCAGGGUCAUCAUACACAGAUAUGGAAGGGGAAGUUACCUGCCCCAUCUGCAUGGAGCUCCUAACUGACCCAGUAACCCUGGAGUGUGGUCACAAUUUCUGUCGGGGUUGCAUCAUUUGCUAUUGUGACACAUGGGAAGAACUGGGGGACUUGGAGUGUCCUGUCUGCAAAGCUGAGAUGCAGAAAGGGAAUUUCCACACAAACUGGCAGCUGGGAAGCUUAGUAAAAAAAAUGAAAGAAAAGAGAUUUCAUUCAAGAAAUCCAAGAACAGAAGAGGCUGAUGACCCACAUGAGGAUCCAGCCAGGCUGAGCCUCACCCCUGAACUCCAUGUGGAAUUUGAAAGUGGGGCCGGCCAAGUCCGGCAGUCGUGGCUGGUAGAAAAGGGAGAUUUUGCCAGAAGCACCAGGAAACCACCUUCCAAAGCUCUUUUCUGCAAGGAGGACGAAGCCCUCAUCUGUCUGGUCUGUGACCAAUCCAAGGAGCACAGAGAUCACAAGACCCUUCCUCUUGAGGAGGCCUCCCAAGAGUACAAGGACCAGUUCUGCAACCAUCUGGAGAUUCUGAAGAAGGAGAGAGAAAGAAUUGUGGGGUGUAAAGCAAACGUGUCGAAGGAAAGCAAAGCCCUGCUUCUAGUAAGCUGUCUGGGCCCCAUAACCUUUGUUGGGGAAUUGUUUCCCUAUUUGGCAAAUGUUACUCUGGAUCCAGACACAGCGCAUUCCAAUCUCAUCCUGUCUGUGGAUCGGAAAAGCGUGAAGGAUGGAGAAAAAGCUCAAACUCUGCCCAACAAUCCUGAGAGAUUCGACAGUUAUUGUGCUGUGUUGGGCCGUGAGGGGUUCACAGGAGGCCGUCAUUUCUGGGGAGUUGUUGUGGGAAGCGAGUGA
This is a messenger RNA of Sphaerodactylus townsendi, 888 nucleotides long. Its product is annotated as E3 ubiquitin-protein ligase TRIM39-like. Gene Ontology annotation, molecular function: zinc ion binding. The transcript has 7 exons. Lineage: Eukaryota; Metazoa; Chordata; Lepidosauria; Squamata; Sphaerodactylidae. The record is from RefSeq and is a predicted model, not a curated record. Bases 1 to 888 code for a protein of 295 amino acids.